Spodoptera frugiperda (fall armyworm) is the source of this 1202-nucleotide messenger RNA. RefSeq lists its product as uncharacterized. The coding region runs from base 212 to 1114 and encodes 300 amino acids. The record is from RefSeq and is a predicted model, not a curated record. The transcript has 6 exons. NCBI's taxonomy places the organism in Eukaryota, Metazoa, Arthropoda, Insecta, Lepidoptera, Noctuidae.
UGUCUCACUCAUUUAAUAUCAAUAAAAUCUAUUGUUGUUGUUUGGGCCGAUAUAAAAACCGGAAGAAAAUAAUAUUUGUUGAAUAUGAAUUGAUUUCCUUGAUUAAAAAUUUGUUGGGGUAGGGUUUAGGGUAGUUUAUUGUAGGCCUAACUGCUGCAUCCAUAGUACUAAAGUAUUUUAGUCAUUUUCACAUAAUAAUUAGGGCCUAAAUAUGAGUCGUGUAAGUCAAGCUCAGAUGAAGAAAUUACUGGAUCUCCUGAGUGAAAAUGGUGUAUUGGUCGACGGCAGAGUGAUGUACACUAAAACUAAUAAGCAAAACUUUUGGAAGCGUAUCGCUGUACAGCUGAACGCGGUUGAGGGGGGAGUUUAUAAGAACACCUGGAAAUGGGCUAAAAUGUGGGCGGACUGGAAAAACAAAACAAAGAAGAAGGCAAAUAUAUUGUUGAAUAGAAAGAAAUAUCGCACAGACCAAACAACACCUACUCUAACUAAUUUAGAGCUCAGACUCCUAAAGAUGAUCAACUUCCCCAUUGAAGAUAAGAAUGAUGCUAUCGCUUUAGAAAUGGUUGUAAGCAAAGAAGGUUCAGAGCCAACGGAAGAAUUUCAAGCAGAGUUCUUAAAACAAAACUAUGGUGACGGAGACAUACUUCAGGAUAAAUCUGAUAUCGAGGAUGAUGUUGAUGAUGAGAAGACAUUGGAAUGCUUUAGUGGAGUAGAAAGUAAAUUCUGUGAUGUCGGUGAUAUUUUAGAUGAUGAUAAAUUAGGAGAUGAAGAUCCAGAUGAAGAUUCAUCAGAUUUUGAAGAAAAGAUGAAAUAUCAAGAAAAGAAAUUCAAAAGGAGAAAGAUGUCAUUAGAAGAAUAUAAAGUAAGAACAUCAUUAAAAAUAGAGAAGGAUAGAGUCCAACAGAAAGGUGAGGAGUUAAGACUGAGGGCGCUGGAACUGAAGCUAAAAGGAGAAGAAUUAAGACUGAAAGAAAUUGAAAUGAAUAAAAUCAACUAUUUGACUAGUAUUGAGGAAGAGAAGUUGAAAUGUUUUCAAGAAAUAUGCUCAUGUUUGAAAGAGUUUGUAGAAAGAACAAGAAGUGGAACAUUUCGGUAUCACAACGCCCUGUGAAACAGUGCAAAAGGCUUUGUAGUACAAAAAGACUAGUGUAUUGCAAUUGAAAAUUAUAUUUUCGUGGUAAUGAAAACAUAUGUUAUUC